UGUCAGAUGUGGAGGACGUGGUCAGUGUUCGUGGCUUCAGCCUUGAGCAGAAAGUCAGCUGCAACAACUACCGAGGGGACUACGUGCGGGUCAUGGAGGGCAAAGACUUUACAUAUGAAUAUGUUCAAAGAGAAGCCCUUAGAGUCCCUCUUCUUUUCCUCAGCAAGGAUGGACUAGGUAUUAAGAUGCCAGAUCAGAAUUUUACUGUCAGGGAUGUGAAACUACUAGUCGGAAGUCGGCGUAUAGUUGAUGUGAUGGAUGUGACCACACAAAAGGGUACAGACAUGAGUAUGUCCCAGUUUGUUCGCUACUAUGAGACGCCGGAAACGGAAAGGGAGAAACUGUACAAUGUGAUCAGCCUGGAGUUUAGCCACACUAAGCUGGAGAAAGUAGUCAAGAGGCCAACUGUGGUAGACGCAGUUGAUUGGGUAGAUAACAUGUGGCCAUCAAAAUUAAAGGAGAGACAAAAAGAAGCAACAAAUAUCUUAUGUGAAAUGCAGUAUCCCAAAGUAAAAAAGUAUUGUUUGAUGAGCGUCAAGGGCUGUUUCACUGAUUUUCAUAUUGACUUUGGAGGGACAUCCGUAUGGUACCAUGUUUUUCGAGGUGGAAAGGUAUUUUGGUUGAUUCCUCCCACUGUGUAUAACUUGCAGCUUUAUGAGGAAUGGCUUUUAUCAGGGAAACAAACUGACAUAUUCUUAGGAGACAGAUCACAGGGUUGUCAGAGGAUUGAACUGAAGCAAGGACACACCUUCUUUAUCCCAUCAGGAUGGAUUCACGCCGUGUACACUCCAGCAGACUCUCUGGUGUUUGGUGGCAACAUACUGCACAGCUUUAAUAUUCCCAUGCAACUUCGUGUGUUUGAGAUCGAAGACAGAACAAGGGUGCAUGCCAAAUUCCGCUAUCCUUUCUAUUAUGAAAUGUGCUGGUAUGUCCUGGAGAGAUAUGUUUGCACUUUAACCAACCGCUGUUACCUUAACAAGGAGUAUCAAAAGGAAUCAAUGCUAUUUGAAUCAACAGGAAGGCCCAGUAUAGACAGCUUGUCCUCAGAUUCCUGGUUAGAAAUGGAGGAAGAAUCUUGUGAUGCUCAUACGCUGGAUGAGAAAGAUGACCAUGGAGAAAAGAUAUCCAAGCUAUCAGGUGAUGAAUCCUUGACACCCAAUAGCACACAGUCGGACAGCAAAGAGUCAGCAGAAAAAAAACAAAAGGCUACAUUGAUGCACUACUUAAAAAGAACUCUAUCUAAUGACUCUGAUGAAAGCUCCAGGUCUGUUGUGCACAGUGACUUUCCAAAAACCCCAUCAGAAUCUCCAUCUACAGAGGUGGCUUCGCGGUGGACACACCUGACAGAGUUUGAACUGAAGGGCUUAAAAGCCCUUGUGGAGAAACUAGAGUCUCUUCCGGAAAAUAAGAAAUGUGUCCCAGAUGGAAUAGAAAAUCCUCAUGCUCUGCUGGAAGAUAUGAAGACUGUACUCAAGGAACACGCAGAUGAUGACCCAAAUCUGGCCAUUUCUGGAGUACCUGUGGUGUCUUGGCCCAAGAAACCUGCCAAGAACAGAGCAGUGGGAAGACCAAAAGGGAAACUUGCCACAUCUCCCGCAGUUAAAUUAUCUACUAACAGGACCAGCGCUGGUGCCCGCCGGAGACGGACGCGGUGUCGCAAGUGCGAAGCAUGUUUACGUACAGAGUGUGGAGAAUGUCACUUUUGCAAAGACAUGAAGAAGUUUGGUGGACCAGGGAGGAUGAAACAGUCAUGUAUAAUGAGGCAGUGCAUAGCUCCAGUUUUGCCUCAUACAGCUGUUUGUUUAGUAUGCGGAGAAGCAGGAAAGGAAGACUGUGUGGAAGGCCAAGAAGCAAAGUUUAAUGUCAUGUUGAUGGAAUGCUCCAUCUGCAAUGAAAUAAUCCAUCCAGGAUGCCUUAAGGUAAAGGAAUCUGAUGGUGUGGUGAAUGAUGAACUUCCAAACUGCUGGGAAUGUCCAAAAUGCAACCAUGCUGGGAAAACUGGGAAAGUCUACAAGCAAAAAAGAGGUCCAGGAUUUAAGUAUGCUUCCAAUCUGCCUGGGUCGUUACUUAAGGAGCAGAAGAUGAAUCGGGAUAAUAAAGAGCUAACAGAACUUGUAAAGAAGAAAGAAAGAGAGGAAACUCCCAGGCAGAACGUGGAGGAACAGCCCAAAAAGAAGGUCCUAGAGGGAAUUGCAAAGCGAAAACCAGAGGAUGGUCCCUUUAAGAGAAAACGACCUCUAGAAAAAAAUUCAGACCCAGCAGUUAGGAAGAGGUUAAAACUAGUGAAAGAAGACAAGCUCUUCAAGAAAAAGAAGAGAACCUGGAAGACGCCUGAAGAACGCGCACUCAUGGCCAAAACAUUGAGGCGCAUUAAACAGGAGCCAGAUGACGAUAUGGGAGAAUCUGUGCCGAAAUCUAAGGAAAGUGAUCAGUCCAGGUCCAGUUCACCCACUGCUGGUCCCAGCACACAGGGUCCAGAUUCAAAGGAGAAGAAGAAAAACCGAAGGAAGAGAAAAGUUUCUAAUAAAGAACUAAGCAAAGAAUUAAGCAAGGAGCUAAACCAAGAGAUCCAGAAAACAGAAAAUAGCCUGGCGAAUGAGAACCACCAUCCUAUUAAAUCUGAGCCGGAGAGCGAGGACGAGGAGCCCAAAAAAUGUAUGAACACCAAUGGGGAGCGCAUGCAUCGGUUUAGCAAAGAACUGAAUGGGACUCCAAAGGAGUUUAAGCAUCAGUCUCUUCCAAGCCCAAGGACAACGCCAAGGGUCACCAAUCGCCCUCCUCCUUCUUUGUCGCCUCCCAAAUGUGUGCAGAUGGAACGCCACGUGAUAAGGCCUCCUCCAAUCAGCCCUCCUCCAGAUUCCCUACCUUUGGAGAAUGGUGCCACCCAUGUGAUGCAGAGAGAGGUCUGGAUGGCCAUCUUUAGCUACCUCAGCCACAAAGAUCUGUGCAUAUGUAUGAGAGUCUGCAAAACGUGGAAUAGAUGGUGCUGUGAUAAAAGAUUGUGGACGCUAAUCGAUUUAAAUCGCUGCAAAUCCAUAACUCCUCUUAUGCUCAGUGGGAUCAUCAGGAGACAGCCUGUGUCCUUAGAUUUAAGCUGGACAAAUAUAUCAAAGAAACAACUAAGCUGGCUCAUGAACCGGCUUCCAGCUCUAAGGGAUCUGAAUUUAUCAGGCUGUUCCUGGAUUGCCGUAUCUGCACUUUGUAGUUCCAGCUGUCCGUUGCUGAGAUUGCUCAAUGUCCAGUGGGUAGAAGGGCUAAAAGAUGCACAGAUGAGGGAUCUUUUGUCUCCUCCAACAGAUAACAGACCAGGUAUGAUAGACAACCGUAGCAAAUUGAGGAACAUCACAGAGCUUCGUCUAGCAGGACUGGACAUUACAGAUGCCUCGCUGCGCCUAAUGAUUCGACACAUGCCUCUUCUUUCCAAACUGGACCUGAGUUACUGUAACCAUGUGACUGAUCAGUCCAUUAACCUGCUCACUGCAGUGGGUACAUCUACCAGGGAUUCUCUGUCAGAAAUUAAUUUAUCAGACUGCAAUAAUGUUACAGACCAGUGCCUGACUUACUUUAAACGCUGUGGCAACAUCUGUCUGAUUGACCUCAGGUACUGCAAGCAGGUCACCAAGGAAAGCUGCGAACAGUUCAUUGCCGAAAUGUCAGUAAUUGUACAGUUUGGACAAGCGGAAGAAAAACUUCUUCAAAAAAUUAGCUAAUGUGAUAGAAAAAAUAGAUUCCUUUCCUUCGAGCUGCACCUGAAAGACUAUAUUGGCCUUAAAAGUAGAGAGGUUUGAGGUUCACCUCUGUAAUUUCACUUUUUCAUCCAAUGGUUUCUCCAGCACCGCAAACACCAGCUGUUAAAGGUUGACACUGGAAUAAGGGUUUGACCUUUCAAGGACUUUUUUUUUUUUUUAACAUUUUGACAAAACCAAGGGCAUGCGCUUGGUAACGUCUAUUGUAUUGGCUCUUAAACUGUUCAACUUCCGAGCUUUGUGUGUCUUUAGAAGUGGACCAUACAGAACACGGAAGCCUUCCAAAAGCUGGUGGGAAAAAAAAAUACUUUGUCAUACAUUAUGCAGAAAUAUUUUUCUACACAUCUAUUUGAAAGUUCUAUUUGCAGUGUAUGAUACCAGUGUUCUUUUUCUGGGGGAUAUAUAAUAUAGGUUAAAGGAGAACUGCCAAACUUUCCAUGUACAGUUACUGAAGGCAGUGAUACCUUAUUAAUGAGCCCACAUUGUGACCACUUCUAAAGCAUGUUUAAAUUUAGCUUUUUCUUUUUUUUUUUUUUUUUUACAUGAGACAUGUGCAUGCUGAGCAAACAUGUAUGUUUAUUUGUUUGACACACAUCCUCUCUGCACACAAAGAUCCAGCAUCGCAUGAUGAUUUGUGGCCUGUUGAACAAAUUUCUUGUAACGCAGGGCAAACUGACCAGGCAGUCUCCACUAAUGUGCCAUUGGACAACCCGUCCAAAGCUUAGGGCCCGACAGUAACAUACUUGCCUUCAGAAGUGCCAUUGUUGUAAGGUGUUGUUCUUGUAGCCAGUUUAACUGCGUACAGGACAGAAAAAACAAACAGGUUUACCACCAUUUCCUGGCGACAGAUUGUUAAAAAAAAA
Nanorana parkeri is the source of this 4609-nucleotide messenger RNA. RefSeq names its product lysine demethylase 2B (gene KDM2B). Gene Ontology annotation, biological process: protein demethylation; regulation of transcription by RNA polymerase II. Gene Ontology annotation, molecular function: transcription coregulator activity; histone demethylase activity; DNA binding. The coding region runs from base 93 to 3710 and encodes 1205 amino acids. The record is from RefSeq and is a predicted model, not a curated record. The transcript has 21 exons. NCBI's taxonomy places the organism in Eukaryota, Metazoa, Chordata, Amphibia, Anura, Dicroglossidae.